Molecule: messenger RNA, 957 nt
Organism: Aspergillus heteromorphus CBS 117.55
Lineage: Eukaryota; Fungi; Ascomycota; Eurotiomycetes; Eurotiales; Aspergillaceae
Exons: 1
Coding region: 320-871 (183 amino acids)
Source: RefSeq, a predicted model, not a curated record
GAAGAACCGGGUCUAGUCUAUCGUGGGAUGCCUACCGCAUACUCAAUAUGGUAUCUACAUCCUGAACAAGAUGACAGAACGUCUCCUGUUUCUACUUUCGGCGUGGUCGAUAUGAGGCCAAUGUGCCAACUUCGCCACUAGGCUUGACAGCCUUCGUGGUCUUCGCGUCGUCGAGUUCUACUCCGACUGGUGUUAUCAAAUACUCGCUGUUUUGAUGCUCUACAGCGUCUCAUGUCCUGGACUUUGACGCCUUAUCUCAGACACCAAUCAACGGUAUUAGUGGCGAGACCAUCUACUGGCACUUGCUGAAUUCUGCGUCAUGGCGCAUAUAUCAUCUUGUCCCAUGUAUGCCACCCGCAUACGCUGCUGCGGCUGGGUCGAAGACCCCAUACAGAACGUAUUGUUCCUGGUCUGGGAGACUUAUUAUCCGGUCUGCUCUGCAGUCGCUGUGUAUCAUUCUUUGGUGCUUCUGCCGUCGAGACCGAUGUCACCAGCAUCAGGACCAGGCCGUGCAUACCCCGUCAUCCAGACGGACACGCUUCAUCUGACUGUGGCUUCAUGGCGGCCUGUCUGCCACAAGGAGAGCAGACUCGGCGUGUAUCCCAUAUCCCAUCUCACACCCUCUGGUUCAGCGUCAUCGAGAUGGAUGAGGACAUUGCGGUUUGCUGUCUGGCCUUCACUGCAGCAGAUCGAAUAUCGAAAAAGGCUACCUUUCAGCAGGAAAGACAUCUCUCCUUCUUAUCUGCCCUUCGUCUGUUCGACAUUGAUAGUCCUACCUCUGAAGCAAUCAAAUAUCGACAGUUCCCUUUUCUUCACCUUUAAAGACGGGAUUUACCCGGUAGGAGACAUCUCUCUUUCUGACCUGCCUUGAUAAUAUUGGGGCAUCGAUAUAGUACUUUCGAAGGCGUUGAAUAUCGAGGAAUCUCCCGUCAAUCGCGAGAGACAGACAUAUCCACC